AUGAUUGUAUUAAUAUCGAUUUUUCUCAGUUGUUUAUUAAAAUGCUCCGCUACUAAUCGAACAAUUACCGUUUCUACUAACUAUGGUGAUGUACUUGGUUAUGAAACAGAUAUGGCUCGUAUUUUCUACGGCAUUCCAUUUGCACAACCACCUGUCGGUGACUUGAGAUGGAAUCGACCAGUACCUGUUUCCAAAUGGGCACCAAACGUAUUGAACGCUACAACACGGGCUCCUGCUUGUCCUCAACCACCAUGUGGUGGUAUUCCAUCUCUUCUUUGCCCGACAAAAUUCUCCGAAGAUUGUCUUUAUUUGAAUAUUUUUACGCCACGAAUGACAAAUUCAUCAUCGACAUCACCUCUUCCAGUGAUGAUUUUUAUUCCUGGUGGAAAUUUUCAAUAUCUUGAUGCUUCAAUACCAGUCUAUGAAUCUGAACAUAUUGUAAAUACUACAAACGUUAUCAUCGCUCUUAUUCAAUUUCGUCUUGGUGCACUUGGUUUUCUUGCAACGGGUACAGGACCGAAUGAUAUCACUGGUAAUUAUGGUAUUCUUGAUCAACGAUUAGCUAUCGCAUGGAUCAAAGCAAAUAUUGCUGCUUUUGGUGGAGAUCCCAAUCAGAUAACCCUUUUCGGUCAAAGUGCUGGAGCACAAUCCGUGGCAUUACAUCAUGUUACAAGUGAAAUGCAAUCAUAUUUUCAGGCGAGUAUUGUUCAAAGUGCUCCUUUAGCAAUUCCUUUCAGAACAUAUGCAGAAUAUAUCGCACCUGCUGUUCUUCUCGCUGAACAACUUAAAUGUGCUAUAGGCGAUAUUAAUUGUUUACGUCGACAAACUUAUCAAGAUAUUGCAACCGCUCAAACUAAAGUUGAUACUAUGUUGACUUCAUUCAAAUUUUUACUUUUCUUUGAACCAUGGUUACCUGUUAUUGAUAAUAAAAUUGUCAACGGUCAACUCAUGGAUCUUGUUCAAAAUACAUCAUAUCCUUUGAAACCUAUGAUAAUUGGUACAUUAACUGAAGAAGCUGUUUUUUAUAUUUAUGAAGCAUGGGCACAGCCAAUUACAAUACCACAAUAUAUGGAAAUUCUUACUUUUACUUUUCAUGAAAAUGCACUUAAAGUAUUUGAACGAUAUCCACCUAGAGAACUCGACGAUCAACGAGCACUUGUAUCUGUUUUGGCUACACAAUGGGUAUUUGCAUGUCCAACACGGGUUUAUGCUCGUAAAGCUGCUACAUAUUCGUAUGUUUUUGGUUUUCCACUUGAUUUUGAUGGAUGGGAAAAUGAAACAUUUUGUAAUAAUCAUGUAUGUCACGCUGGUGAGUUACCCUAUACAUUUGAAUCAACAUGGGUCAAUUUUACAGAUGCUGGUAGACGUGUAUCAACAAGUAUGGCAACUUAUUGGACAAAUUUUGCUAAAAGUCAUAAUCCAAAUCAACCAGUAGCAGGAUCAUUAAUAUGGCCAGAAGCAAAUGUAAAUAAAUCUUAUUUAUACUUUCAAGAUCCACUUGAUAUUCGAAAAUAUUAUUUAAAAGACGAUUGUGACUUUUGGGAUAAAAUCGGUUACAAGACGAAACGAUUUAAUGUAUAA
Molecule: messenger RNA, 1581 nt
Organism: Adineta steineri
Lineage: Eukaryota; Metazoa; Rotifera; Eurotatoria; Adinetida; Adinetidae
Source: the annotation of a GenBank genome assembly